Messenger RNA from Cetraspora pellucida, 216 nucleotides. The record is from the annotation of a GenBank genome assembly. NCBI's taxonomy places the organism in Eukaryota, Fungi, Glomeromycota, Glomeromycetes, Diversisporales, Gigasporaceae.
UUUGGUUUAAGUGAUCAUCAGGGAGAAUCAAAAGCUUAUAAGUUUGAUGAAGAAUUAGAAAGAAUUAAUAUGCAACUUAUUAAACAGAACAUUAGUAACAAGCAAUUAACAAAUGAAGAAUUAAAGUUAGAAAUAUCUUCUGUACAAGCAAAAAAAAAACAAUUAGAGUUGCUAAUCUCUGAAUAUGUUAAUGAUAAAAAAGAAAAAAAAGAAUGA